Henningerozyma blattae CBS 6284 is the source of this 693-nucleotide messenger RNA. RefSeq lists its product as uncharacterized. The record is from RefSeq and is a predicted model, not a curated record. The transcript has a single exon. The coding region runs from base 1 to 693 and encodes 230 amino acids. Gene Ontology annotation, biological process: translational elongation. Gene Ontology annotation, cellular component: cytoplasm; nucleus. NCBI's taxonomy places the organism in Eukaryota, Fungi, Ascomycota, Saccharomycetes, Saccharomycetales, Saccharomycetaceae.
AUGCCAAUUGGUACUUUAUACGCUAACUUCAGAAAUAGAACUAUUUUAGCAAGAGCACUUGUUAAUCAUUUUAAAAUAGAUGUUGAUAUCAAAAUACCUGAAGAAAAUAAGGAUAUUUUUAUAAAGCAAUUCCCUUUGAAAAAAGUUCCAGCUUAUUAUGAUUCGGAUGGAUUUGAAUUAACAGAAGCAAUGGCCAUAAAUUAUUUUUUAUUGAGGCAUAUACCUGACAAAAAACUUCAGGAUCAAUUAUUAGGUACUGAUCAUGAUUUGAAAAAUAAAUGUCAAAUCAUUAGGUGGGUUUCUUUAGCGAAUAGUGAUUUGUGUUUAUCGUUGUUUCAGGCUUUUGCUCAAUUAAGAGGUGAUAUUCCGUAUUCAAAAGAGAGUUUUGCUUUAGCUAUGCAAAACCUUGAAAAAAUUAUAAAUCUGUAUGAAGAGAGAUUAAAGAAUCAUAAAUAUUUGGUUAAUGAUAAACAAACUUUAGCAGAUUUAAAUUCUGCAACUAUUAUGAGUAAAGGGUUUGACUAUAUAUUUGGUUCCGAAUGGAGAAAGCAGCAUCCAAAUACUUAUAGAUGGUUUGCUGAAACUAUCUCAAGCCCUAUUUUGAAGGAUGAGUUUUUCAAUUAUGAAUAUUUAGAAAAACCAUGGGAUGCACCUACUGGCGAAUGGAAACCGAUAAAUUGGGGUCUAGAUUAA